This is a messenger RNA of Solanum stenotomum, 846 nucleotides long. Its product is annotated as cytokinin riboside 5'-monophosphate phosphoribohydrolase LOG1-like. Gene Ontology annotation, cellular component: cytosol; nucleus. Gene Ontology annotation, biological process: cytokinin biosynthetic process. The record is from RefSeq and is a predicted model, not a curated record. Lineage: Eukaryota; Viridiplantae; Streptophyta; Magnoliopsida; Solanales; Solanaceae. The transcript is spliced from 7 exons. Gene Ontology annotation, molecular function: hydrolase activity, hydrolyzing N-glycosyl compounds. Bases 74 to 724 code for a protein of 216 amino acids.
AUUAUUUAUACUAGCAAGUAGUCAAGAUACCCACCAUUCCCACAUAGAAAGAGAAAAAAAAAAAAUAGGAGAUAUGGAGAAGGAAAUAAAACAGUCAAAAUUCAAGAGGAUUUGUGUGUUUUGUGGGAGUAGUGCUGGAAAAAAAAGUAUCUAUAAGGAAGCUGCAAUAGAGCUUGGAAGAGAAAUAGUAUCAAGAAAAAUAGACCUGGUUUAUGGAGGAGGCAGCAUUGGUUUGAUGGGUUUGGUCUCUCAAGAAGUUCAUAAUGGUGGUCGCCAUGUCCUUGGUGUGAUUCCCAAGACAUUAAUGCCGAAAGAGAUAACUGGUGAGACAGUAGGAGAGGUGAAGGCAGUAACAGAUAUGCACCAGAGGAAAGCUGAAAUGGCCAAACAUUCUGAUGCCUUUAUUGCUUUACCUGGUGGCUAUGGAACUUUAGAAGAGCUGCUUGAAGUCAUUGCUUGGGCUUAUCUUGGAAUCCAUGAUAAACCGGUAGGAUUAUUGAAUGUAGAUGGUUACUACAAUUCCCUCUUGACGUUUAUUGACAAAGCAGUGGAGGAAGGAUUCAUCUGCCCUAAUGCCCCCCAAAUUUUUGUAUCAGCUCCCAAUGCCAAGGAACUUUUAAAUAAACUCGAGGGGUAUUUUCCCAGUGAUGAAUCAAAACUUAAUUGGGAAAAUGAGAAGUCAGAAUAUUCCUCCAAGAUGAUUCUCCAUGCCACCUCAUCAUGAGAAUAAUUUUAGAACAAUCAAGAAUGUAUAACUUAUUUUUCAGUUGUUUUAAUUUUUCUUACUAAUAAAGUUGGAAACUGAGAUGACUAUUUCUCUCAAUUAUGGCCAAGUGUUAAUAAUGA